UUCCGCUGAGCCUCUGCGUGGAGGCUGCCUCUGGGUCUCCGUGCGCAGACACCAUGUACGGAUUUGUGAAUCAUGCCUUGGAGCUGCUGGUGAUCCGCAAUUACGGCCCCGAAGUGUGGGAAGACAUCAAAAAAGAGGCACAGUUAGAUGAAGAAGGACAGUUUCUUGUCAGAAUAAUAUAUGAUGAUUCCAAAACUUAUGACCUUGUUGCUGCUGCAAGCAAAGUGCUCAAUCUCAAUGCUGGAGAAAUCCUUCAAAUGUUUGGGAAGAUGUUUUUCGUCUUUUGUCAAGAAUCUGGUUAUGAUACCAUCUUGCGUGUCCUGGGAUCUAAUGUCCGAGAAUUCCUACAGAACCUUGAUGCUCUGCACGAUCACCUUGCUACCAUCUACCCGGGGAUGCGUGCACCUUCUUUCAGGUGCACUGAUGCUGAGAAGGGCAAAGGACUCAUUCUGCACUACUAUUCAGAGAGGGAAGGACUGCAGGAUAUCGUCAUUGGAAUAAUCAAAACUGUUGCUCAACAGAUACAUGGCACAGAAAUAGACAUGAAGGUCAUUCAGCAAAGAAAUGAAGAAUGUGAUCACACACAAUUUUUAAUUGAGGAAAAAGAGUCAAAAGAAGAGGAUUUUUAUGAAGAUCUUGACAGAUUUGAAGAAAAUGGCACCCAGGAAUCACGCAUCAGUCCCUACACCUUCUGCAAAGCGUUUCCUUUUCACAUAAUAUUUGACCGGGACUUAGUGGUCACUCAGUGUGGCAAUGCCAUUUACAGAGUAUUGCCCCAGCUCCAGCCUGGGAAUUGCAGCCUUCUGUCUGUCUUCUCUCUCGUGCGUCCUCACAUUGAUAUUAGUUUCCAUGGGAUUCUUUCUCACAUCAAUACAGUUUUUGUAUUGAGAAGCAAGGAAGGAUUGCUGGAUGUAGAGAAACUGGAAUGUGAGGACGACUUGACUGGGACUGAGAUCAGCUGUUUACGUCUCAAGGGUCAAAUGAUCUACUUACCGGAAGCAGACAGCAUACUUUUUCUGUGUUCCCCAAGUGUGAUGAACCUGGAUGACUUGACAAGGAGAGGGCUGUACUUGAGCGACAUACCCCUACAUGAUGCCACCCGCGACCUCGUUCUCUUGGGAGAGCAGUUCCGGGAGGAGUACAAACUGACACAAGAGCUGGAAAUCCUCACAGACAGGCUGCAGCUCACACUGCGAGCCCUGGAAGAUGAAAAGAAAAAGACAGACACAUUGCUGUACUCGGUCCUUCCUCCUUCUGUUGCCAAUGAACUGAGACAUAAGCGUCCAGUGCCUGCCAAAAGAUAUGACAAUGUGACCAUCCUCUUCAGUGGUAUUGUGGGCUUCAACACAUUCUGUAGCAAACAUGCAUCUGGAGAAGGGGCCAUGAAGAUUGUCAAUCUUCUCAAUGACCUCUACACGAGAUUUGACACUCUGACGGAUUCAAGGAAAAACCCAUUUGUUUACAAGGUGGAGACCGUUGGUGAUAAAUACAUGACAGUGAGUGGUUUACCAGAGCCUUGCAUCCACCAUGCACGGUCAAUUUGCCACCUGGCCUUGGAUAUGAUGGAAAUUGCUGGCCAAGUUCAGGUGGAUGGUGAAUCUGUUCAGAUCACAAUAGGGAUACACACUGGAGAGGUCGUGACAGGUGUCAUAGGGCAACGCAUGCCUCGGUACUGUCUCUUUGGAAACACUGUCAACCUCACAAGCAGAACAGAAACCACAGGAGAAAAGGGGAAAAUAAACGUGUCAGAAUAUACCUACAGGUGUCUUAUGUCUCCAGAGAAUUCAGAUCCACAAUUCCAGUUGGAGCACAGAGGACCAGUGUCCAUGAAGGGCAAAAAAGAACCAAUGCAAGUUUGGUUUCUAUCCAGAAAAAACACAGAGACAGAG
Molecule: messenger RNA, 1889 nt
Organism: Castor canadensis (American beaver)
Lineage: Eukaryota; Metazoa; Chordata; Mammalia; Rodentia; Castoridae
Gene: Gucy1b1
Product: guanylate cyclase 1 soluble subunit beta 1
Biological process (GO): response to oxygen levels; cGMP biosynthetic process
Cellular component (GO): guanylate cyclase complex, soluble
Molecular function (GO): heme binding; guanylate cyclase activity
Source: RefSeq, a predicted model, not a curated record